CAGCAGCCAAUUAAUGAACAUGGAAUCUGCAGUUGACAACUUUGCAAGGCGGCGAACAGCCAAUUACAAACCAAACAUCUGGAGUUACGAUAACCUACUACACUCGCUUAUAACAACCCAAUACAGUGAAGACAAGUACAGAAGAGAAGCUGAGACACUGAAAGAGGAAAUCCGUGGCAUUAUAGUGGGCCGUCGUGUGUCGUUGUCGUUGUCCGAGGAUCCGUUAAUAUUAAUUAGCAAUCUUGAACUUAUAGACGAGAUAAACAAACUAGCGAUUUCGUAUUGUUUUGAGAAAGAAAUCAGCGAAUCCUUGGAGGGGAUGGCGCGCUAUACGAAGAGCACGAAAUUCGUUGAUCUAUACUCUGCUGCUUUGUAUUUCAGGAUCUUGAGGCAGCACGGCUAUCAUGUUUCACAAGAUGCAAUCCUUGAAUUGUUGGAUGAUCACGAUGAGAAACUAAGUAUGACAAGGGCUCGUGACUCGGAAUAUUGCGACAAAGCCAUUGCUGAAAUCUUCGAAGCUUCUCAUCUUGCUUUGGAUGGUGAAAAUGGCCUGUUUGAUAUUAUUGCUAGUUAUUUCAGUGGUCUUAAUUCAAAUGAUGAUGACAUGGACGACAAAUCGUAUUCGGACAAGUGUCCUUCCCAUUGGAGUGUCGCCUGGUUUAACGCCAAGAAACACAUACAUGUCAGUAAUAAUAAUAACAAGUCUACGUUGCAUCGUCUGGCUCGACUUAGCUUCAACAUGGUUCAAAUUCACCACCAAAAGGAUCUCAAAGUCAUUUUAAGAUGGUGGAGGAAUCUGGGGCUUACAGAAGUUUUAACAUUCACAAGAGAUCGAGCGGUGGAGAGCUUUCUGUGGGCAGUCGGAGUGGCUUACGAGCCUCGAUACGGAAGCCUUAGAAAAUGGCUCACAAAAUCCAUUAUUCUCGUACUUAUAAUCGAUGACGUUUACGACAUUUAUGGCACCAACCGUGAACUACACCAAUUCACCACUGCAGUAGAAAAAUGGGAUCCAAUGGAAGUUCAGCAUCUUCCCGAACCAAUUAAGAGAUGCUUUUCUGCACUAUACGACACUGCAUACGACAUCGACCGUGAAAUUCAGAAAGAGAAAGGCUGGAACUCGGUUUUACCGUAUCUCAAAAAAGUGUGGACAGAUUUUUGCAAAGCACUGUUAGUUGAAGCAAAAUGGUACAACAAGGGCCACACUCCAUCUCUUGGGGAAUACCUAGAAAACGGUUGGAUAUCCUCGUCGGGCCCCGUUCUUUCGCUACAUUUACUUUUCGGCGUCGGCCAUGAUUUUGCACAAACUCUCCUUGCCUUUAAUACCAACCAAGAAUUAAUUCGCCACGCUUCUCUCGUUAUUCGACUAUGCAAUGAUCAAGGAACUUCCAAAGCGGAAGGGGAGAGAGGCGAUGCGCCUUCGUCAAUAAUAUGUUACAUGAGAGAAGAGAAUGUUACCGAAGAAGAAGCUCGGAGCCGUAUCAAGAACAUUAUAACAGAUUCAUGGAAGAAAAUAAAUGGGCUAUUCAUUAAUACUACUCCAAAUUCUCAGAAACAAAUAAUCAAAUACAUUGUGAACAUUGCAAGAGUUGCAAAUUUCAUAUACCAAAAUGGAGAUGGCUUUGGUGUUCAAGAUCGAGAGACAAAGGAGCAAGUUUUUUCAUGCCUGAUUCAGCCUCUUCCUCUACCUUAAUCUAUCACCCUAUAUUGCAUAAAUAAAUUUUAAUGUAUAAUACUUUU
Messenger RNA from Erythranthe guttata (spotted monkey flower), 1737 nucleotides. RefSeq names its product (E,E)-alpha-farnesene synthase. NCBI's taxonomy places the organism in Eukaryota, Viridiplantae, Streptophyta, Magnoliopsida, Lamiales, Phrymaceae. Gene Ontology annotation, biological process: diterpenoid biosynthetic process. Gene Ontology annotation, molecular function: magnesium ion binding; terpene synthase activity. The record is from RefSeq and is a predicted model, not a curated record.